Molecule: messenger RNA, 1225 nt
Organism: Musca domestica (house fly)
Lineage: Eukaryota; Metazoa; Arthropoda; Insecta; Diptera; Muscidae
Product: histidine-rich glycoprotein-like
Exons: 2
Coding region: 89-973 (294 amino acids)
Source: RefSeq, a predicted model, not a curated record
GUUAAACAACAAAAAAGAAGAGUUCGUUCAAAGUUAAUUUGUGAUUUUUUAAAUUGGGAUUAAAAAUCUUAAGCGUGAAAUCGUAAUAAUGAAGGUCUUCGCAUGUGUCGUAGCCCUUGCCUUGGCUGCCACAGCCCAAGCUGGUCUCCUGCCCCAUCAUGGUGAUGCUCAUGUAAUUGAUCAUGGUGUUGUUCAUCAUGGAGAUGAUUUCCACCAUGCCGAUAUUCACCACAGCAAUGGCAUUCAUAUCGGACAUUCCGCCCAGGUAAUCGUUGACGAUCAUCAUCAUGGCGUUGAUCAUCAUCCCGUGUAUCAUCACACCGAACAUCACGCUGCCGUUGAUGUUGUUCACCAUGAUGCUGGCCACCAUGGUGUAGCAGCUGUUGAUGUCCACAAUGCACCGGCUGCCAAGAUUAUCCAUCAUGAACCCAUUCACAAAGUGGAACCUGUACACCAUGUCACCAAGGUGGUGCAUCAUGAACCUCAUCAUUUCUUGCACUACACCAAACCAGCUGUCGACCAUCAUGUUGUGCAUCAAAAUCAUCAUGUCGAUGAACAUCAUCAUGCUUCCGAUUUGCAUCACACUGAAUUGCAUCAUGGCGAUGCUGCUCAUCACGGUGAUUUGAUCCAUCACGGUGAUGUUCAUCAUGUCGGUGCAUUCCAUCAUUCUGGUUUGGUGCAUCAUGCCGAUGCUCAUCAUCACGCCGCUGUUGUCCAUCAUGGGGAUGUUCAUCAUCAUGCUGCUGUUGUCCACCAUGCUGAUGCUCAUCAUCACGGUGCCAUUGUUCACCACGGACACGAUGUCCAUCAUCAUGCCGCAUUGGUGCAUCAUGUUCCAGUUGUCCACCAUCACAAGGCCAUCGUUCACAAGGUGUACCCUGCCCAUCACACCCACUCUGAUAUCUUGGCCAUUGCUAAGCAUCAUUUGCACGGCAAGUUUGGCAAAGUGAAGAUAACCGAAACCCAUUAUUAAACGAUUUCAACUCCCUCCAAAGAAAAACCAAAACCCUUCCCCUGCAAAACAAAUAUCCCCUCUUCAUAACUGUAUUGUUUUCACAUUCAUAAUUUAUUAUACGAACGAACUCUCAUCGCCAAUCCAAAAUGAAUAUCUAUCAUAAUUUCAUUCAUGAUCACAGAUCAUUCAAAAUCGUAUUACUAUUGUGUAAAUAAUUUCCCAUUUUAGAAAAAUAAUUAAUAAAUUAUACAAAAAGUAUUAUUUUCGAAA